This is a messenger RNA of Tetrahymena thermophila SB210, 1323 nucleotides long. RefSeq lists its product as hypothetical. Lineage: Eukaryota; Ciliophora; Oligohymenophorea; Hymenostomatida; Tetrahymenidae. The transcript is spliced from 2 exons. The record is from RefSeq and is a predicted model, not a curated record.
AUGGAAGAAAGCUUUGAAAAAAUAUAGGAAGCAAAAUUAAUUGUCAAUGAAUAAUAAUAUUUUGGAGAAGAGACAAUCUUUAAUUUAUAGAAAUAGCAUACUGCUACAUGCAUUUCUUAGAAAGCCUUAGUAAUUAAAAUAGAAAAAACAAAACUCUAAGAUCUAAUCACAGAAAAUGUUCUUAUAUUUCAUUAGAGGAUGAAAUACUUUUCAGCAAUUAAUAGAAGCUUCGCUCCAUAAAUUAAUGAAGAAAUAGAUUAACAUAUAGAUUUAAAUGAGCCUAAGGAAUAUAACUCAAAUUUUAAUACAAUUGAUUUAGAUUAAAUGAAAAGACCUUCUUCAUCUAUAGACUAAAAUAUAUUAUCAUCUGCUAGAAGUAAUUAUUCAAAUAAUAGAUUUAUGAGAAACCUAAGAAGUGUAAGUCAGUGCUAAGAUAGAGAUUAGCUAAACACUUGCAGAGGUGUUUAAUUUGAGAAUAAUAGUAAAAACUCAUAAAAUAGUGUCUUUGAAUAUUCGUGGAUGAAAGCAAAGCUAUCUAUGGAGUCUUUAAAUACUAAAAAGAUUAAUGAUGAAUUAAAGCUGUCUAAAACAAAAAACCAACUUUCAUAGAUAUCAUAAAAUAAUUAAAAAUUUGAAGGAAACAACAACUCAAGGAGAUUCAGCUAUUAACUUGAAGAUCUGAAUUAAUUUGACGAUAAAGAAAUUAAAGAAAAUUUUGAGCAUUCUAGUUUAUACAAAAUGUAUUAGAUGAAAAAGAAGGAGCUGUUUUAGAGAGCAAAUAACUUUACUAUAUAAGACAAUUUAAAUAAUUUCCAAAAUAAAUUUGAUUUUCAACAAAAUAACUCUAUUGAGAUUUCUCUUAAACAUAAAAUCUAACAAUUUUAAAGUUUGUUUGGUCAUUCUCCUCAAAAAAAUUAAAUUCUGCUAAAAUAAAAAAAUAGCUACAAAUAAAAUUUUGAACAAAAUCAUAAAAAAAAAUUUCUUUCUCUUUCUGUUGAUGACACUCAAAACAAUGAUUGCAAUUUAUCUCUUUAGCCAUUAAAAUAAAUCUAGCCUACUGAAGCUAAUUAAUUUAUUCUAAAUGCAAACACAAUAAAUUCGAAUUCAAACUUUUAAAGUAAUAAUAAUAAUAAUUAUAAUAAUAAUAAUAAUCUUUUGAGUAACAAAAGUAGAUAUAUUUAUUCAAAAAAUCCAAUUUAUUGCACAAUUUAUAAAGAAAAAUUGCUAAAUACGAAUAAAAUUAGAUACUUUAGAAAUGUAAAACUUGAUUUAAAAAAUCAGCCAUAAUUAUCAUACUAAAUAUUAAAUAAAAUUUGCAAAUGA